This is a messenger RNA of Sapajus apella (tufted capuchin), 1778 nucleotides long. RefSeq names its product sperm tail PG-rich repeat containing 1 (gene STPG1). The coding region runs from base 298 to 1338 and encodes 346 amino acids. Gene Ontology annotation, biological process: epigenetic programing of male pronucleus. The transcript has 11 exons. Gene Ontology annotation, molecular function: histone binding; chromatin binding. NCBI's taxonomy places the organism in Eukaryota, Metazoa, Chordata, Mammalia, Primates, Cebidae. Gene Ontology annotation, cellular component: germinal vesicle; female pronucleus; male pronucleus. The record is from RefSeq and is a predicted model, not a curated record.
GAAGGUGGGCUAGCCAAUGUUAGGCCUGUGGUUGCCAUAGCGACCGGGAGGUUGGGCUGGCCAGAUUCAGCUCCUGGGACCCGACCAGAUUCUAGGCCCAUGCCAUCCUGUCACGAACAGUUGUACAAGCAAGUGGGCCAGUGAGGCACACCUGGGCGGUGCUGUGUUCACAUCUGGCCUGUACCUACUCUCAUCCUGACUUCACAGACAUUGGACAACAGGCACAGUACAACAAUCUCUGAAGGAAGAAAAACAAGGUGCUUAGGAGAACAUGCAGUAGAGGUUUUCAUCAAACAAAUGGAACAUGUCACAGAAUCACAGAAUUUCGCUAAUGUGGACAACUCCGCACAGAAAAAUGAACAGGCUGGCAAACAUCCCAGACGUGCCAGUAAAGUACAGAAAGGUUUUACUGUUGCAUAUCCAACACAAUCCUCCAUUUCUUUUAAAUCCCAAUCUUGGAUAAUUCCAGAAUCAGAAAAAAAAGGAUUCAAUAGUCAAGCCAAGAGAUUUUCUCAUAAGAAGAAUGAUAUCCCAGGUCCUGGGUCCUACAAUGUCAUUCACCAGUCGCCCGUGUCCAACAGUGUCUCGUUGUCCAAGAAAGGAACAUGCACGUUUCCCUCGACGCGCGCCCGGUUGGACACCAACAUUUCUAAAUAUCCUGCAGCGAAUGCAUACACUAUCCCAUCAGAUUUUAUUUCCAAGAGAGACUUCAGUAAUUCGUGUUCCAGCAUGUUCCAGUUGCCAAGCUUUAGGAAAGUUCUCAGAUUUGAAACUCCUGCACCAAACUAUUACAAUGCCUCCGUCUCUUGCUGCAAGCAGAGAAACAACGUCUGUGCCCGAGCCGGGUUUAUGUCAAAAACCCAAAGAGGAUCUCUCGCUUUUGCUGGUAAAGGACCUCCCCCAGGGCAUUAUAACAUCAGUGAAUCCCUUGUGAAGCAGUCGCCAAAUACGUUAAUGUCUUGUUUUAAAUCAAAAACCAACCGUGGAUUAAAAGUGACGUCAACAGGCCCGGGACCCGGUUAUUACAACCCCAGUGAUGGCACAAAAGUUCCAAAAAAGACUCUUUUCCCGAAAAACCCCAUCCUGAACUUCUCUGCUCAGCCUUUGCCUCUGCCUCCGAAGCCGCCUCUCCCAGGUCCUGGUCAGUAUGAGAUUGUGGACUACACAGGGCCCCACAAGCAUUUCAUCUCUAGUGCAUCAUUCGUGUCCAACACCAGCCGGUGGACCGCGGCGCCAUCUCAGCCAGGACUUCCUGGCCCAGCCACAUACAAGCCAGAACUCCCAGGAAAGCAGUCCUUCCUCUACAACGAGGAUAAGAAAUGGAUUCCGGUGCUGUAGGGAUGUCACACAAGAUCGAAGAGAACCCCAGCCACCAGCCCGUCCUACCCAGCUUCCCCAGGACAUCCCUCAGAAGGAGACCGAUCAUGUGUGUGGCAGCUGACAACUUGGGGGAUGGCUCUGCCACUCUGGCCUGGUGUGGUAGCUGGGCUGCUGCCAUUGCCUUUAUCUCGAGCUGGAGACAUUGCUCCUGGAGAUUGCACCCCAGCCCCACCGACUCCAGUGGCUUCCUGAGCAGAGGGAGGUGGACAGAGCCCCCUGGCUGCUUCCCCACACAACCAUCCAGGCUGGCUUCCGGCACGACUCCCGCUGCAGACUUAAGGAUUCCUGAAGCGCAGACUUCAAGGAGGACCAGCCCACCAUGAAAGUGGCCAAGCCUAGAAGCCCCACCCUUCCCUGUUUCAUUCCUUCACUCAAUUACACAUUCAUUCAUUCCCUCA